AUGGAGGUGACAUUUCUAUGGUUAUCUCUGGCUUCGUUGGUCCUAGCACUUGCUAUUAGCAUCUUUGCUUUCAAGAACUCCUCCAGUAGGGCCAAAAACCUGCCACCAGGGAGCUUGGGAUGGCCGGUCUUUGGCGAGACCCUUGAAUUCUUGUUCGGUAAGCCUGAAAAGUUUGUUUUUGACAGGAUGAAGAAGUACUCUUCCGAUAUCUUCAAGACCAAGAUUUUUGGAGAGAAGAUUGCUGUCGUUUGUGGCCCUAAUGGGCACAAAUUUCUCUUCACCAACGAGCAGAAACUUUUCACUGCUUUUCGAACUCAUUCGAUGCAAAAGCUCUUUCGUUCCUAUCAAGCUGCUGCUCCAGCACAAAUUCCACGCGAUGCUGAGUCUAAAAUGUUAAGAUCGCCUGGGUUCUUGAAGCCUGAGGCUUUGGUCAGGUACUUGGGGAAAAUGGACUCCAUUACACAGCAACAAAUGCAAACUUAUUGGGAAGGAAAAGAUGAAAUCAAGGCCUUUCCUCUUGCUAAGACACUGACUCUGUCUCUUGCUUGUCGCUUUUUCUUGGGCUCUGAUGAUCCUGAACGCAUAGCUAGGCUUGUCAGCAAUUUUGAUGACAUAACCUUAGGGAUGCAUUCCAUUCCUUUGGAUUAUCCUGGAACAACUUUUUACAGAGCUAACAAGGCUGCAGCUGCGAUCCGCAAGGACCUACGAAGAGUAAUCGAUGAGAAAAGGGGGAUAUGGCCAGAGGAGCACAGAUGCAGGAUAUACUGUGCCAUAUGA
Messenger RNA from Dovyalis caffra, 777 nucleotides. Lineage: Eukaryota; Viridiplantae; Streptophyta; Magnoliopsida; Malpighiales; Salicaceae. The record is from the annotation of a GenBank genome assembly.